Hydatigera taeniaeformis is the source of this 2340-nucleotide messenger RNA. Lineage: Eukaryota; Metazoa; Platyhelminthes; Cestoda; Cyclophyllidea; Taeniidae. The record is from the annotation of a GenBank genome assembly.
GCUGGUCACAAGGAAAUGAGCUCAAGAUUGGUGAAGACAGGAUGCUCGACUGUGCUGAAGGGUGUGGAACUCCUUCGAGACCCUUUCAAAAAUAAAGGUCUCGAUUUCACUGAGACGCAACGCCGCGAGCACAAUCUGAAUGGUCUCUUGCCGGUGUUGGUGGACAGUGAAUCGGCGUUUCAGGAGCGUCUCAACAUGGCGCGUCUUCAGCGUAUUGCAGCGGACUUCGACAAAUAUGAAUAUUUGAUGCACAUAUACGACACUAAUCGUGGCCAUUUCUUCCGCCUUAUGAACCGCCAUACCGCUGAUCUGAUGCCCCUCGUCUACACCCCCACUGUGGGUGCGGCCUGUCAGGAGUAUUCACUCGUCCAUCAGCCUGGAAGAGGUCUCUUUAUUCCCAUCACUGAGGGUGGCAACAUUCGUGAAUUGCUUCGCAACUGGCCCUACGUCGACAAGAUCAAGGCCAUCGUUGUUACCGAUGGUGAACGAAUUCUUGGCCUUGGCGAUUUGGGCUGCUUCGGGAUGGGCAUUCCGGUGGGUAAGCUGGCUCUCUGCUCUGGUUUGGCUGGCAUCCCCUCCGAGUCUCUACUUCCUGUUGUCAUCGAUGUUGGCACCAACAACGAGGUUAGUGUGCUAUCAUCUUUCGCCCAGCAACACUUGGAGAUGCUUUUAAAUUCAAGUUCUAUUGUCUCUACUCCUGUUGCUGAUCAAGAACUGGGAAGGGAUACAAGUAUCUCCAGACCUAGGACAAAAUUCUUUAUCGCUUUCUUUGACCUAAAGUUGUUCACAAUGUCCACACUCUCCCGCGACCGUAGGCAAAAGUAUAGUGGUGCUGGUCUUGGCAGGACCGAUUCGACAACACAGUCGAACGAGGCGAUUUUCUUUCUGGACAAGGUGAAGCGUAGGAAACUGGCGUCAUCUGAAGGGUCGAAGCUGCUUUCAAGCCCUCUUUACUUUGGCUUGCGUCAUAAACGCGUCACCGGAGAUGCAUACGAUGGCUUCGUGGACGAGUUCUUAAAGGCCUGCGUUGAUGUUAGCAUUUCCAAGUUAAACUUUGCUGCAGCGUCCCUUUCCCUACCAAAUCGAGCUUGCGAUCCAUUUGACCUUACUCGUGGCGAUACUGAAUUAAGGUCGCCGAUAAACAAUGGGAACGUCUUGCAAGUUUUCCAAAUCACCUGCCUUCGCAUUUUGCCUUUCAACGCGGCCCAAUCUGUUUACCAUUAUCAGUCGGUGUACUUGUUCACUGAGUGUUUCCAUUUCAGUUUUGGGAAGGAUGUUCUGAUCCAGUUUGAGGACUUUGGCAAUCAUAACGCUUUUCGUUUCCUCAAGAAGUACCGCGAAAAGUACUGCACUUUCAAUGAUGAUAUUCAGGGAACUGCUUCAGUGAUUCUCUCUGGGAUGCUCUCUGCCUGUCGUGCGACGGGCCGCCGAUUGAAGGAGGAGAACAUUGUCUGCUUUGGUGCAGGUGAAUCGAUGAUCGGUUUUGCCAACCUUCUGGUCGCGUGUCUCAAGUCGCGCUCUGGUCUGAGUGAGGAGGAGGCAAAGAGUCAUCUCUGGUUGGUUGACAGUCGUGGUCUCAUUGUGGAAGGACGAUCAUCGGGUGGAAUUAGCGCGGAAAAGGCGCCAUUUGCACGCCCUGCUGGCUCCGUUCCGGAGAUCAAGGAUUUGAAGGAGGUCAUCGUUGCGGCCAAGGCGACAACACUGAUUGGUGCUUCAGCGGUGCCAGGUGCCUUCAACGAUCAAGUGUUAGCCGCCAUGGCGAAGCAAUGCCCACGUCCUCUCAUCUUCGCGCUCAGCAACCCUACGCACAAGUCGGAGUGCACCGCUCUUGCUGCCUACAAGGCCACCAAGGCAUGUUUCUAUCUCGUCUCAUUCCUCUUAGGCCAUUAUCAGUUCCUGCAACCCCUGCUUUAUGGCAGUCCCUUUGAUCCUCUGACUUUGGAUGCCUCUGACGUGCCACCGAAUACCUCAUUGGCGAGAAAACCGGGUCAGGCCAACAACGCCUACAUCUUUCCGGGUCUCGUGUUGGGCAUCUCGUCUACCAACAUUCAUCCCGUCACUGAGGAGGACUUUAUUGUCGCUGCGGAGACUCUUUCUGAGAACGUAGACGAUGCAGACUUAUGUCAGGGCAGCCUCUAUCCACCGUGGGACAAGAUACGCUGCGUUUCCCUUGCAAUCGCGCGACAGGUAGCGCACCGUGCCUUUCAACAGAAUCGCGUGUGGCUGAAUCGUUGUCAGGGCAAGGAGGGUGGACUGCAGGAGGAGGAUAUCGAUGGCGCUAUUCUCAAGAUGGCCAGCUAUCCAGAUCCCCCUUUGGCGGCGAAACCGGCCUCCUGCUAA